CUAACUUUGUUAUCAUUAACUAAUAAUCAUUGACAUAUUUAACAAAAUGAUAAUUUACUUUAUUACUUUACAGGUAGAUACGUUGCAGUGAAUUAUUGGAAAGUGAACAAAGUAGUAAAGAUAAAGCAUUUAUUUGAUGUCAGUGAUGCUUUGUGUUCUUUGUAUACAGAACAUAAGUUUAUAACAAAAAAAAAAUAUUAAAUAAUUAUAAAUGCAAUCUGUAAAAUUAAAAAAAUCGUUCCUAAUUGGAUUUUAUCUAUUAACAUUAGAGGUUAUGCGCGGUUUAUGAAUUGAUGAAACGCGUUUGUAAACAAAUCUCAGAAUUGAAUAUUGUAUACAUUUUUUCUUCAGUAUUUAACAAAAAGAACAAUGGCACAUUCCGAAUUUCCAAAAACAUUAGAAGAAUUUGGCUAUGGCUUUAAUGAGAAUGGAAAACUUCGAAAACUUGACCCAGAAACGGGAGAUACAUCAAAUAAACCUUUUGAAUUUAAUGUUUCUGAUGAUUCAGACUACAAUCAAAAACAUUAUGAAGCUUUAGGUGAAGUUAUUAAUCAUUACGUGUAUAGUCUUUUGGAAAAAGAAGGAUUAAAAAGGUUGCCAGUUCCAAAGAACAGUAAAGAUUCUGAAGAAUUAAGGACAUUUGUCUUUGCAAGUGAUGAUUAUUUAGAAAAUGAAAAAUUAAUAGUUUUAAUUCACGGAAGUGGUGUUGUAAGAGCUGGACAAUGGGCUAGACGUUUAAUUAUUAAUGACAAUCUUAAUUCAGGCACACAAAUACCUUAUGUGAAGAAGGCCAGAGAAUUAGGAUACGCAGUGAUUGUCUUAAAUACAAAUGAUAAUCAUAGACUAGUGAAAGGAAAGCAGAAAGAAAUUAAAGAUAGUGAAAAUCCGGAAAAACAUAUGGAAACUGUUUGGAAAGAUUAUAUUAAACCUUCAAACGUUAAACAUAUUGCCAUUAUAGCUCACAGUUAUGGAGGUGUUUGUACGGUCAAAUUUGGUAUACGAAAUCCAGAAGAAGUUACAAACAGAAUUUUUGCCAUUGCUUUGACUGAUUCUGUUCAUGUGAUGCCUUCAAAAGGCGCUGACCACUUAAUAAAGAUUGCUAAAAAUUGGGUUUCUUCGGAAAAACCAUUGGAUACACCUGAACUAUCUUUAAGUGGAGAUAUUGUACGAGUUUCGUCAGGGCACAGUGUUCACGAAAUGACGUCAUGGUCUUGCAUAGAGUCACUUUUCAAUUAUUUAAAUGAUCAAUAUAAACAAGCGUCUAGUACUAGAAUGGAAUUAUAAUUAUUUACUAUAUAUAUAUAUAUGUAACUUAUUAUUAUCCUUUGAUAAAUGGAUAAUACGAUUUUUAUACACUUUUAGACGAUCAAUUUCUUUUCUAUUACUAUAUAGUAUAUACUUUUAAAUUAUUCACAUUUAAAUAUCUUCCAUAAACUGAAUUCAUUGAGAAUUUUCAACUUUCUUUUCUAAUUUAAAUAUAGAUAUACGUAUACGAAAAAUUGUUUUUCGAACAAUUUGUAUUUUAUUAAGAAAUUAGGAUUGAAUUGUGUGGUUUUUUAUAAAUUUUUGCACUUUGAAUAUAGAUUAUAUGUUUAAUCUUAUAUGUAUCACAUUUAUAUUUUUUAAUAAUAAACUAUUGUCACUGAUAGAUUUUAUA
Messenger RNA from Leptopilina boulardi, 1657 nucleotides. Its product is annotated as FAM172 family protein homolog CG10038. Gene Ontology annotation, cellular component: nucleus. The coding region runs from base 370 to 1284 and encodes 304 amino acids. Gene Ontology annotation, molecular function: siRNA binding. The transcript has 8 exons. Lineage: Eukaryota; Metazoa; Arthropoda; Insecta; Hymenoptera; Figitidae. The record is from RefSeq and is a predicted model, not a curated record. Gene Ontology annotation, biological process: regulatory ncRNA-mediated heterochromatin formation.